AUGCCACGCAGUCCCACCUCCAGCGAGGACGAGAUGGCCCAGAGCUUCUCCGACUACUCCGUGGGGUCCGAGUCGGACAGCUCCAAGGAGGAGACCAUCUACGACACCAUCCGGGCCACCGCGGUGAAGCCCCGCAGCGUCGCCACGGAGGAGGACCAGGGCCACUCGCUGGUCAUCCGCAUCCUCAUCCAGGACCUGCAGCAGACGAAGUGUAUUCGCUUUAACCCCGACGCCACGGUGUGGGCCGCAAAGCAGCGCGUCUUGUGCUCGCUGAACCAGAGCCUGAAGGACGUGCUGAACUACGGGCUGUUCCAGCCGGCGAGCAACGGGCGCGUGGGCAAGUUCCUGGACGAGGAGCGGCUGCUGCGGGAGUACCCCCAGCCCGCGGGCGCGGGCGUCCCCUCCCUGGAGUUUCGAUACAAGAAGCGGGUGUAUAAACAAUCCAAUCUGGACGAGAAGCAGCUGGCCAAGCUACACACCAAGACCAACCUGAAGAAGUGCAUGGACUACAUCCAGCACCGCUCGGUGGAGAAGAUCGUGAAGAUGCUGGACCGCGGCCUGGACCCGAACUUCCAUGACCUGGACACUGGAGAGACGCCCCUGACCUUGGCGGCGCAGCUGGACGGCGCGGUGGAGGUGAUCAAGGCCCUCAGAAACGGCGGGGCCCACCUGGACUUCCGGGCCAGAGACGGGCUGACCGCCCUGCACAAGGCCGCCCGCGCCCGCAACCAGGCCGCCCUGAAGACCCUGCUGGAGCUGGGCGCGUCCCCGGACUACAAGGACAGCUGCGGCCUCACGCCGCUGUACCACACGGCGGUCGUGGGGGGCGACCCCUCCUGCUGCGAGCUGCUCCUGCACGAGCACGCGGCCGUGUGCUGCAGGGACGACAACGGCUGGCAGGAGAUCCACCAGGCCUGCAGGUACGGACACGUGCAGCACCUGGAGCACCUGCUGUUCUACGGGGCCGACAUGGGGGCCCAGAACGCCUCGGGGAACACCGCCCUGCACAUCUGCGCCCUCUACAACCAGGACAGCUGUGCCCGCGUGCUGCUGUUCCGGGGCGGCAACAAGGAGCUGAAGAACUACAACAGCCAGACCCCGUUUCAGGUGGCGGUCAUUGCGGGCAACUUCGAGCUGGCAGAAUACAUCAAGAGCCACAAGGAGACCGACAUCGUGCCCUUCCGAGAGGCCCCGGCGUACUCCAACCGCAGGCGGCGGCCCCCCAACACGCUGGCCGCCCCCCGGGUCCUGCUGCGCUCCAACAGCGACAACAACCUCAACUCCAGCGCGCCCGACUGGGCCGUGUGCGCCGCCUCCCACCGCAGCCUGUCCCCGCAGCUGCUGCAGCAGGUGCCCGGCACGGCCGACGGCGCCCUGAGGACCAUCGGCAGCUACAUCCCCGGGCCCCGCAGCCGGUCCCCGUCGCUCAACAGGCUCGGAGGUGCCGGCGAUGACGGCAGGAGGCCCCAGCAGCCCUGGCACGUGGGGCCGGCCUUCCCCUCUGGUGCCAACAAGGACGCGCGCUCUGCCUUCGAGCACCCGGGGCCCAAGCGGAAGCUGUACAGUGCGGUUCCGGGGAGGCUCUUCGUCGUCGUCAAGCCAUACCAACCCCAGGUCGACGGCGAGAUCCCCCUGCACCGCGGCGACAGGGUCAAAGUCCUGAGCAUCGGCGAAGGGGGCUUCUGGGAAGGCAGCGCCCGUGGCCACAUCGGGUGGUUCCCGGCCGAGUGCGUGGAGGAAGUCCAGAGCCAGCCCAAGGACAGCCAGGCAGAUGCGCGAGCGGACCGCAGCAGGAAGCUCUUCCGGCACUACACGGUGGGCUCCUACGACAGCCUGGACGCCGCCAGUGACUGCAUCAUCGAGGAGAAGACCGUGGUGCUGCACAAGAAGGACAAUGAGGGAUUUGGGUUUGUCCUGCGAGGGGCCAAAGCGGAUACGCCCAUCGAGGAGUUCACCCCAACGCCGGCCUUCCCGGCCCUGCAGUACCUGGAGUCGGUGGAUGAAGGCGGGGUGGCCUGGCAAGCCGGACUGAGGACCGGGGACUUCUUGAUCGAGGUGAACGACGAGAACGUGGUGAAGGUCGGCCACCGGCAGGUGGUGAACAUGAUCCGCCAGGGAGGGAACCACCUCGUCCUCAAGGUGGUCACGGUCACCAGGAGUCUCGACCCCGAUGACACCGCCAGGAAGAAAGCGCCCCCGCCUCCCAAGCGCGCUCCCACCACGGCCCUCACGCUGCGCUCCAAGUCCAUGACCUCAGAGCUGGAGGAGCUCGUGGAUAAAGCCUCCGUGCGGAAGAAGAAGGAUAAACCCGAUGAGAUAGUCCCCGCCUCCAAGCCAUCUCGAGCCGUGGAGAACGUGUCCGUGGAGUCCAGGGUGGCCACCAUCAAGCAGCGUCCCACCAGCCGGUGCUUCCCACCUGUCUCGGACAUGAACUCCGUGUACGAACGCCAGGGGAUCGCUGUGCUGACACCCACUGUCCCAGGGAGCCCGAAGGGCCCGUUUCUGGGCCUCCCUCGAGGUACGAUGCGAAGGCAGAAAUCAAUAGACAGCAGAAUCUUUCUAUCAGGAAUAACGGAGGAGGAGCGGCAGUUCCUGGCCCCUCCGAUGCUGAAGUUCACCAGAAGCCUGUCCAUGCCGGACACGUCCGAGGACAUCCCCCCCCCACCGCAGUCCGUGCCCCCCUCCCCGCCACCGCCCUCCCCCACCACCUACAACUGUCCCAAGUCCCCGACGCCCAGGGUCUACGGGACCAUAAAGCCUGCGUUCAGUCAGAACCCCGCCGCCAAGGUGUCGCCGGCCGUGCGCUCGGACACGGUGGCCACCAUGAUGAGGGAGAAGGGGAUGUACUACCGCCGAGAGCUGGACCGCUACUCGCUGGACUCCGACGACCUCUACAGCUGUGCCCCCGCCGCCCCGGCCAACCUCCGCGGCAGGCGGGGCCAGAUGCCGGAGAACCCGUACUCGGAGGUGGGGAAGAUGGCCAGCAAGGCCGUGUACGUGCCCGCCAAGCCCGCCCGGCGGAAGGGCAUGCUGGUGAAGCAGUCCAACGUGGAGGAUAGCCCCGAGAAGACGUGCUCCAUCCCCAUCCCCACCAUCAUCGUCAAGGAGCCGUCCACCAGCAGCAGCGGGAAGAGCAGCCAGGGCAGCAGCGUGGAGAUCGACCCCCAGGCCCCCGAGCAGCCGGGCCAGCUGCGGCCGGACGACAGCCUGACCAGCAGCAGCCCCUUCGCCGCCGCCAUCGCCGGGGCCGUGCGCGACCGGGAGAAGCGGCUGGAAGCCAGGAGGAACUCGCCCGCCUUCCUCUCCACGGACCUGGGGGACGAGGACGUGGGUCUGGGGCCUCCUGCCCCCCGGGGGCCGCCCCCCAAGUUCCCGGAGGAGGGCGGCUUCGGCGAGGAGGAGGGCGCCGAGCAGCUGUCCUUGCCCACGACGCCAGGGCCAGCACCCAGGGAGCCCGAGAGCCACUUUGUGGGUGCUGGCGAGGCCGGAGCUCAGGGUGAGGCCAGCCGGCCGCCGAAUUCCAUGUCCAAAGCCAAGGGGCCCGAUGGCAGCCCCACAGCGCCCCCCAAGAGCGGCAGCGCAGCCAGCCCCGAGAACUACGUCCACCCCCUCACGGGGAGGCUGCUGGACCCCAGCUCCCCGCUGGCCCUGGCACUUUCCGCGAGGGACCGAGCCAUGAAGGAGUCGCAGCAGGGCGCCAAGGGGGAGGCCCCCAAGGCCGACCUCCACAAACCUCUCUACAUCGAUACCAAAAUGCGGCCCAGCAUGGAGGCAGGCUUCCCGACGGUCGCCAGGCAGAACACCCGGGGGCCCCUGAGGCGGCAGGAGACGGAGAACAAGUACGAGAGCGACCCGGGCAAAGACCGCAAGGACGACAACAAGAAGAACAUGUUGAUCAACAUCGUGGACACGUCGCAGCAGAAGUCGGCCGGGCUGCUCAUGGUUCACACGGUGGACGCUGCCAAGCCGGGCGACUUCCUGGAGGAGGAGGAAGAGAACGCCGACGUGGAGGCCCAGCCGGACAGCGCGCUGCCUGGGGUGCCAGAAGGUGUCCCCGAAACCGAAGGUGCUUUACCGAUCUCCGCUGGCCCCGAGCCCGCCGCCACCACGCCCGGCAGGAUCAUGGUGGCGGCGGGCUCCCUGGAGGAGGUGGUGAUCUUGCCAUUCCGCAUCCCGCCCCCGCCUCUGGCUUCCGUGGACCUGGACGAGGAUUUUGUCUUCACAGAACCACUGCCCCCUCCCCUGGAAUUUGCCAACAGUUUUGAUACCCCCGACGACCGCGUUGCUGCCGCCGCCCCCCUCACGGACUCGGUCAAGCAGAAAAAAAACGACGCCUCCCCGCCCCCUUCCUUGAACUCCAGCCAACCAACCAACUCCGCAGACGGUAAGAAGCCGGCCGGCCUCUCCAACUGUCUGCCCGCCUCAUUCCUGCCUCCGCCCGAGAACUUCGACACAGUCACGGACUCGGGGAUCGAGGAGGUGGACAGCCGGAGCAGCAGCGACCACCACCUCGAGACGACCAGCACCAUCUCCACGGUGUCCAGCAUCUCCACCCUGUCCUCCGAAGGGGCCGAGAGCAUGGACACCUCCACCGUCCACGCAGACGGGCAGGCGUUCGUGGUCGACAAGCCCCCCGUCCCCCCGAAGCCAAAAGUGAAGCCGGUCAUCCACAAAGGCAACGCGCUUCACCAAGACGCGCUGCUGGAAGAGGACGUGGACAGCUUUGGGGUCCCCCCGCCCGCGCCCCCGCCCCCGCCGGGCGGGGUCCAGCCCGGGCCCGGGAAGGGGAUCCAGCCAAGGACCUCCAAGCUGUGGGGUGACGUCUCCGAGAUCCGGAGCCCGAUCCUCUCGGGCCCAAAGGCAAACGUGAUCAGUGAAUUGAACUCAAUCCUGCAGCAAAUGAACCGAGAGAAAUCGGCCAAGCCAGGCGAAGCCGCGGACUCGCCCGCAGGGACCAAGCCGGCCGGCCUCGCGCCCAGAAGCCCGGAGGUCAUGAGCACCGUCUCAGGGACACGGAGCACGACGGUCACCUUCACCGUGCGCCCUGGGACCUCUCAGCCCAUCACCCUGCAGAGCCGGGACUACGAGAGCAGGACCUCAGGAACCAGACGUGCCCCGAGCCCUGUGGUGUCGCCGACGGAGAUGAACAGAGAGGUCCUGCCUGCCCCUCUGUCUGCGGCCGCCUCCGCGUCUCCCACGCUCUCCGAGGUCUUCAGCCUUCCCAGCCAGCCCCCUUCCGGGGACCUGUUCGGCCUGGCCCCGGCGGGGCGCAGCCGGUCCCCGUCUCCCUCGGUACCGCAACAGCCAAUCUCGAGUAAACCUUUUACGACUAAACCUGUCCACCUGUGGACUAAGCCCGACGUGGCCGAUUGGCUGGAGAGUCUGAACCUGGGGGAGCAUAAAGAGGCCUUCAUGGACAACGAGAUCGACGGCAGCCACCUCCCAAACCUCCAGAAGGAGGACCUGAUCGAUCUGGGGGUGACGCGUGUCGGACACAGGAUGAAUAUCGAAAGGGCUUUGAAACAGCUCCUGGACAGAUAAGGCUGCUCCUGACCCGGACAGACUUCUUGUUAUAAAUAGAGAUGGGCUUCCUUCUGCAGCGUUGGGAUGGCCGGGCAGGGUCGGUGAACGCCAGCCCCGUUCCAGGGGGUCGUCUCCUGGUGCCCACAGCAAUGCUGGACGAGCCUGCGGCGGGGCCCGGCACGGGCCUCGAAAAUCCCCAGCUCUCCUGUGGUUUCUCGGGUUGUUUCUGUCCGACGGGGGACACGGGGAGGGAGUUUUUCUAACGUGGAAAGAUUCACAGCUUGCCUCCCAGCAUGUGGCGACCUCACUCUCCAGACCCAGAGACUCCUCGUCGGCUCGGCGCAGGGCCUGGCUCACAGGCAGACCCCGGUGUACUCCGGAUACCUCCUGAGCCUCCUCCUCUGCCGGCCGGGCAGCUCACACCAGGCCCGGCACACGGCCUCCUCGGUCUGCGGCCCUCGGGCGGACUCAGUGCUCGCUCCUCUUUUCCUUUCUUUGACGCAGUGAGACGGCCCAGCCGUGUCUGUCCGGUGCCCCCGCUUGGGCUUGAAAGGUAGAGCAACUCUUUUCAUACAGAUCCCUGCCCCCCUCCGGCGCCACGCGGCCACGGCUCCUUGGCCACGAGGGCCCUGGCCGUGUCGGGAGUCUGACCAGAAUCGUGUCCGGCUUUGCUUCACUUUCUUUAUUUCUGCAGAUUGAUUAGCAUAACUCCAAAGUGGCCACCC
Molecule: messenger RNA, 6248 nt
Organism: Molossus molossus (Pallas's mastiff bat)
Lineage: Eukaryota; Metazoa; Chordata; Mammalia; Chiroptera; Molossidae
Gene: SHANK2
Product: SH3 and multiple ankyrin repeat domains 2
Exons: 24
Coding region: 1-5541 (1846 amino acids)
Cellular component (GO): postsynaptic membrane; dendritic spine; postsynaptic density
Molecular function (GO): ionotropic glutamate receptor binding; synaptic receptor adaptor activity
Source: RefSeq, a predicted model, not a curated record